ACCUUGCUUCUCCACCCACCACCCUUUCAGAUCUUUGUCCUGGCUCCGCCUCUCGCCGGCGUUAUAAUGCGCUGGUCUGAAAGUGGUGGAGAGACACAGAACCACAGGGGAAUGGAGAGAUAAUGACAAUAACACUAAUAACCCUAAUAACCCGGCUGCUGCCCGCGUCGCAGCGAGGAGCCAGCCCGGCGUCCCGGCACUGACGGGAGCCGAAGCCGGAGAGAGCGGAGUAACGCCGACGGCCCGAGAGAGCUUCUCCCCGCGCCGGGGGAGCGCCGAACGGUAACAGCGGCAGCGCCCCCGAGAAGAACCGGGCUCGGGCGGACGCGGAGAAGAGCCGGCUCCAGCAGCCGCCCGCCCGUCCUCUCGCACCGGCUCCAGUGGGACCAGCUCGCCCCUCUCCUUCAGCCCCAUGGAGCAGCGAGAGUAAAGAGCGAGAAGGACAAAAAGGGGGGCGAAAAGAGAGCGAGCGCCCCAGUAGAGGAGAAGGAGGUGGAAGCCGGAGGAAUCGGGCGGCAGGGCACCGCCGCCCGUCCUCGGGCGCCCACCGGCCGGAAAGGGGCAGCCCCCUGCCAGCGACCCCGGGCCGGCUGGCUGAGGCGGGCGCGGAGCCCCGCUGCCCUGCUGUGCCCUGCCCGCCUUGCCAGCCGCCGCGGAGCUGUCCAAGCCGGCGCGGGGUCAGAAAGCCCCUGGGUCGCCUCGCCGCCUUCCGCGAGGCCGCGCCGAGGGGCAGGGGUCGCGCCCACCCAGCGGAGCCGCGGGGUGCGGGGGGGCCGCCGGCGCCGCCGCCAUGAAGCUGGAGGUGUUCUCGCAGCACUAUGAGGACAAGCUGAGCGCCGGCAGCGACCAGGAAGGCAGCGGCUCGCUCUCUCCGGCUCCGGCUGACAGCGAGCUGGGCUCCGACGGUGACUGCGCGGCCAACAGCCCGGGCGGCGGGGCCGGGCGAUCGGGGCACCCCCCGCCGCCGCCACGGACGCCGCAGCCGCCGCCACCGCCGGCCGAGAGCGCCAAGGGGAAACCCUACACGCGGCGGCCGAAGCCGCCCUACUCCUACAUCGCGCUCAUUGCUAUGGCCAUCCGGGACUCGGCCGGCGGCCGCCUGACCCUGGCCGAGAUAAACGACUACCUGAUGAGCCGCUUCCCCUUCUUCCGCGGCGCCUACACCGGCUGGCGCAACUCGGUGCGCCACAACCUCUCGCUCAAUGACUGCUUCGUCAAGGUGCUGCGCGACCCGGCGCGGCCCUGGGGCAAGGACAACUACUGGAUGCUCAACCCCAGCAGCGAGUACACCUUCGCCGACGGCGUCUUCCGCCGCCGCCGCAAGCGCCUCAGCCGCGCCGCCCCGCCGCCGCAGCCUGCCCGCUCCGCCGCCGCCUCCUCGCCGCAAGCGCCGCAGGAGGCGGCCAGAGCGGGAGCCGCGUCCCCCGGCGGUUCCCCGCGGUGCUGCUGCGCCUCCUCGCCCUGCAACUGCGCGCCGGGUGCCAAGGAGGCAGCGGUGGGGGGCGGCGGGGCGAGGGCGCCGGGCGGCAGCGCCAAGUUCUCCAGCUCCUUCGCCAUCGAGAGCCUACUCCAGCGGCCGGCAGGACCCCGCGCCGCCCCGCAGCCGCCACCGACACCGCACGCACGCCUCCUCUGGCCGGCGCCGCCCGCGCCCCCGCACCUGCUGCCCGGCCACUACCCGCUGCUUCCCUACCCGCCUGCCGCGCAGCCCCCGCCCGCCACCGCCCUCUACGGCGGCGGCCUCCUGCAGCUCUGCGCAUACGGGCUGGGGGAGCCGUCGCCGCUGCUGCUGGGGGGCGGGCGGCAGGCUCUGUCCCCGGGGGAGCCGCCGCCGGCAGAGCGACCGCGGGUGCCGCUCUUCCCCGCCGCCCUCGUCAAGGGCGGGCGGGGGCCGCCGCCCGGCUCCCCGCUGUACGGGCCCCUCCGGCUGACCGGGCCGCUGCCGCCGGCGGCGGGGGGCUCGGCCUCGUUCCAGCCGUACGCCGUGGAGACCCCCCUGGCUUAAUGGAGCCCCCCUCCUCCCCUGCGAGGGACCUGCCCGGGGAGGCGUGGAGGGGGGAAGGAGGAGGCUCUGAAUCCCGCACUUUAACUCCAGAGGCGACCAAAGCCUCCAAGCAAAAGCCUCGGUGACUGUGCCUUAGUGAAAAGACAGUGGGUUUAACUUAAACCAAAAAAAAAAAAAAGGAAAAAAAAAAAA
Messenger RNA from Corapipo altera (White-ruffed manakin), 2197 nucleotides. It is a transcript of the gene FOXQ1, whose product is annotated as forkhead box Q1. Bases 791 to 2005 code for a protein of 404 amino acids. NCBI's taxonomy places the organism in Eukaryota, Metazoa, Chordata, Aves, Passeriformes, Pipridae. The record is from RefSeq and is a predicted model, not a curated record. Gene Ontology annotation, biological process: regulation of transcription by RNA polymerase II; cell differentiation; anatomical structure morphogenesis. The transcript has a single exon. Gene Ontology annotation, molecular function: RNA polymerase II cis-regulatory region sequence-specific DNA binding; DNA-binding transcription factor activity, RNA polymerase II-specific.